Ectocarpus sp. CCAP 1310/34 is the source of this 2283-nucleotide messenger RNA. NCBI's taxonomy places the organism in Eukaryota, Phaeophyceae, Ectocarpales, Ectocarpaceae. The record is from the annotation of a GenBank genome assembly.
GUCAACGCAACAGACAAGCGAGAGCAACUCGUGAAGAGGUGAUGUUCUCCUCCAGCGUCAUCCGACGGGGACGCUGCUCCCUGGCCAGGCCACCCGCUGCAACGCGUUGCAAUGCGAUAGUAGUAGACCGAGGUCAACCACAAACCAGCAGGAAAGGUCAACAACAUGCGGCGAUCCAUCGGUGUCUCGCAGGUGCAGCGGCGACAGCAUCACCAGCUAGAGGCGGAGGGGUAGCGUCUGGAGAAGAAGCGGCGGGAAAGGUACAGGCAAGUAUCACUAGUUGCUGUGGGACGAAGCACAAUCUAGUGCUUAGGCUGGGGAACGAGCAGCAUCAAUCAUUUCUGUCGGAGACCUCCGGCGGGACUGUCAACUGGCGACGGCACGCAUCGACGCUGAGUCGGGGCGAGUACUACUGUCUCUCGCUGCGACCAGGUGCCGCUUCGUCUGCGCUGCGCAGCCGAGCCUUGCAGGCUGGUGGGCCCGCUCUCCGGCUAGAUAGGCGUGGUUUCUCAGCUGGACAAGGGCCCGACAGCGAUCACGAUGGCGAUGACGAAUAUAACUACAGCAGCGGCGACAGCGGCAGCGACACUGAGAGCGAGUCUGAGAGCACGCUUUUCGGGGCUAGCCGCGGGGCAGAAACGGUGGCGAAGACUAAGGAGGCAGGGGCACCGGCAGCGGUGAAAGAACCACCGGCGAAGAGGAACACGAAGCCCAGAAUACCGCGCAACAGACGCGGUGGGAAAGGCGAGAGAAACCCCUCUCCGACAGAAGCCGCUCAAGCGGUGGCGGAAGCGGAUGGGGAAGCAGGAACACCAGCCCCAUCACCCGAGGCCUCAGGAGCACCGUUAAAGAGGGCCCCAAAGGCCAAAACCCCGCGCAAAAGACGUGCCAACCAAGGCAAGAGGGACCCCUCUCCGGCAGCCGCCGCUCAAGCGGUAGAAGCAGCAGACGGGGAAGAAGUAGGAACAGCAGCAACCGAGGCCGCAGCAGAGCCACCGGCAGGAAACAAGGCCCCGAAGGCCAAAGCCCCGCGCAAGCGACGUGGCGGCCAAAGCGAAAGCGCCCGCUCGCCGAAUGCUGGACCCACAGAUGCAGAGAGAAAACGUGCCGCAGCAGAUGCGGCGGAGGAAGGAACGGACCCGAGAGUCCCCGAGGAGAGGAAGGCGUCGUUCGAGCGCGCGCGACGUGCGGGCGUAGCCCGAAGAAUCGAAGACGGGGGGGGCGUUCCACGGGAUAGCGAUAGCGGUAGCGGUAGCGGUAGCGAGGCCGACUCGGGCGGCGAGGAAGACGAGGGCGGCGUCCCCGACGAGUCGCCCUUCCCGUGGAAGGAGGCAGAAACGCCUCCUUUCACCUGGCAGGACCCGGAUGCCCCCGUCGUUCCCAAGCCUUUCCUGGCGGGAAGCGGCGCCGACGGCGAGAAGGGCGGGGCGGCGGCGGGCGCGGAAGCGAAGAUCACGGGCGGCGGGGGCAAGGCAAGUUCCUUGGCGGCGUCUGAAUCAUCGUCGUGUGAACGUAUCGUUGUGGAAGGGCACCCUGUGCUGGGAUUCUUGGUGGCCGACCUCAAGUACAAGCGCGUGUACGUGACGUCCUUGGAAGCCCUGGAGAAGGUGCGGGUGUGGGAGGAGGCGCGGACUCUGCGGCCGGUGCACGCGGCCGAGAUCUUCGAGGGCAAGGCGAUCGAGGCGCAGAAGCUCGAGGUCAGGCGGGUGACGGAGGACGGCAAAGAGGAGAAGGACGAGAAUCUGGUGGCGAAGGGCAUGCCUGGAGUGAUCACUCUCUACCGACGGCCGCUCUUGCCGCUGACGAAGAGAAAUCAAUCGUACGUCUUGGGGGUCGUCGACGGGCAGCACCGCCUGCGGGCGUUGAAGAUGCUGGCAGACGCGAAGAUGUGGGACCAGUCGGAGCGGAACGUGGUGAUAGAGGUGUUCGAUGCCAAGGACGAGAGAGACAUCGAAGAGCUGGCGGAGCCGGUUCAAAUCGAUCUAGACAUACCAGGGCCGCAAGAGGUGUACAAGUGCGCCGAGGAGGUUGUCCUGCACUUGUACAAGGAUACUCAACCUUGGGUUAUCCCAUGCUCGGAAGUUCCUUUUCGCGAAACGAACGGGAGUCGCACACGAAGAGGCCGAAAACGUUAUUGUCUCGUUUCCUUGGUUUUGGUUGCGUUGGCUCCUUGGUUUUUGGUUGCCUUUGCUGAGCCUAUCCUAUCCUAACUGAUCCUAUUUAGUGCUCAACCGCCGAAGUGUUACUGCACAACAGUAAAUCUGUGGCGGCGAGGACGGGGGC